GUCAUUUCUCACACACCCUCAGUAUUUUUUUUUCUUCUUACCAUUCAUCUCCGCCACCCAUCGUUUGUCCUCUUCUCAAUUCCUUCUCUUCCCUCUUUCCUUUCCCUUUUGCCACAGAAAAAGCGGCAUCCCGUGUCCGUGUUCAUCUUUAUAGGCUCCCUUCUUGGUUUACUUCCCUCGUCAUCACAUCUCUGUGCCAGUUACAAUCUCACCCGCAUUUUAAUUCCCUCUCUCUAUUAAACAGGCAUCAUGGCCUCUAAUAGCCUGACCAGGCGACCCAUCCGCUUGACUGUCAUUGCGGCGGAUGGUCUUUACAAGCGAGAUGUAUUUCGUCUUCCUGAUCCCUUCGCUGUAGUCACUGUGGAUGGGGAUCAGACUCACACAACUACCGUGAUGAAGAAGACACUUAAUCCAUACUGGAAUGAAAGCUUUGAAGUGAUGGUCACAAAUAAGAGUGUGCUCGCGGUCCAGAUUUUUGACCAAAAAAAGUUCAAAAAAAAGGACCAGGGUUUCUUGGGAACAGUCAACAUUCAAAUGGGGGAUGUUUUCGACGUGAACAUUGGAGGCGAUGAAAUGUUGACUACGGAACUAAAGAAAUCUGGAUCCAACGAUGUGGUAGUCCAGGGGAAGCUCAUUAUCAAUAUCUCAUCCAACACUAGCGGUCAAGCUGUUGCAAAUGGUCGUCUCCAAACGCCAUCGACGGCUAUUUCGCAUAAUCGAUCGUCGUCUGUUAUCUCGGGUAUGUCAUCCAGUGCAGCCUCCUCCUCCAAUCAGCGCAAUAGUGCUCAGCCUGCAUCCUCCAGUUCCUUGGGUACGAACGGACACGUGGCUGGAGCAUCUGCUUCUAUUACCGCUGCUGCAAAUAGUGCAACCAAUGGAGGGCGGCAAUUGUCAGCGUACGAGGAUCAACAUGGACCUUUACCACCAAACUGGGAGCGACGCAUUGAUCAGUUGGGUCGUACGUACUAUGUAGACCAUAACACUCGUACCACCACAUGGACAAGACCAAGCUUGACAGCAACUACACCAGAGAGGAACCAGGAACUCACAAGUCAGACGGAAAUGGAACGGAGACAACACAAUAACCGUGGACUCCCUGGUGAGCGUUCAGGUGGCAACUCUCCAUUGCCAACGGGCAACUCCACAACUAAUCUUGCCGAGACAAACUCCCCUUCGCAGACUAUUGCCAAUCCUUCAACAUCAACCUCAUCUUCAAAUGCAGCAGGACUGGCUCCUAUUAGUUUGAAUUCAACUACUGCUGGAUCUGGACCUUUGCCUGCAGGAUGGGAGCAGCGUUUGACACCCGAAGGUCGACCUUAUUACGUGGACCACAAUACACGAUCGACCACAUGGGUUGACCCCCGCCGCCAGCAAUAUGUUCGGAUGAAUGAUCCCCGAAGUUCGACUACUCAAGUCGCAGUUCACCAACAACCUGUCUCUCAGCUCGGUCCCUUACCCUCAGGAUGGGAGAUGCGCUUAACUAACACGGCUCGUGUUUACUUUGUGGACCAUAACACUAAAACGACAACGUGGGAUGACCCACGUCUUCCAAGUAGUCUGGACCAAAGUGUACCCCAGUAUAAGCGCGAUUUCCGUCGCAAACUGAUCUAUUUUAGAUCACAACCUGCACUCCGCCCUGUCCCUGGCCAGUGCCAUAUCAAGGUUCGCCGUUCACACAUCUUUGAGGAUUCUUACCAUGAAAUUAUGCGUCAGUCACCGACAGAUCUUAAAAAGAGAUUGAUGAUCAAGUUUGAAGGCGAAGAUGGUUUGGAUUAUGGCGGUCUAUCCAGAGAAUUUUUCUUCUUGUUGUCCCACGAAAUGUUCAACCCCUUUUACUGUCUUUUCGAAUAUUCUGCGCACGAUAAUUAUACCCUUCAGAUCAACCCGCAUUCAAGUAUCAACUCUGAACACUUGAAUUAUUUCAAGUUUAUCGGUCGUGUUGUAGGACUUGCCAUCUUCCAUCGUCGCCUCUUGGAUGCAUUCUUUAUUGUAUCGUUUUAUAAGAUGAUUCUCAAGAAGAAGGUCACGCUUGCGGAUUUAGAGUCAGUAGAUGCGGAUGUAUACCGUAACUUGAACUGGCUAUUGGACGACCCUAGUGGGGCAGAGACCCUGGACACGACUUUCACAACUAAUGAUGAGCGCUUCGGAGAAAUUGUGACAAUAGAGUUGAAGGAGAAUGGACAAGACAUUGUAGUGACAGAGGAAAACAAGAGGGAGUACGUUGAUCUGAUGACUGAAUGGAGAAUCACUCGUCGUGUUGAAGAGCAGUUCAAGGCGUUUGCAGAAGGAUUCCAUCAAUUGAUUCCACAGGAACUUGUCACUGUAUUUGAUGAGCGUGAGCUUGAGCUUUUGAUGGGUGGUAUCUCUGAGAUUGACUGUGAUGACUGGAAGAAGCAUACAGACUAUCGAGGUUAUACAGAGCAGGAUGAAGUAGUGCAGUGGUUCUGGAAGUGUGUCCGUUCCUGGGAUUCGGAGAAGAAGGCUCGUCUCUUGCAAUUCACGACAGGUACAUCCCGUAUUCCUGUUAACGGCUUCAAGGACCUUCAGGGAUCUGAUGGUCCCAGGCGCUUCACAAUUGAGAAAGCAGGAGAAAUUGGACAGUUACCGAAGUCGCAUACCUGCUUCAACCGUAUUGACCUCCCUCCAUACAAGUCGUAUGAUGUUCUUGUCAAUAAGUUAACAUUGGCCGUAGAAGAGACUGUUGGCUUUGGACAGGAAUAAUAGGAACAAUUAAAAAGGCAAAGUGAAA
Messenger RNA from Lobosporangium transversale, 2749 nucleotides. RefSeq lists its product as hypothetical. The coding region runs from base 250 to 2721 and encodes 823 amino acids. The record is from RefSeq and is a predicted model, not a curated record. Gene Ontology annotation, biological process: ubiquitin-dependent protein catabolic process. Lineage: Eukaryota; Fungi; Mortierellomycota; Mortierellomycetes; Mortierellales; Mortierellaceae. Gene Ontology annotation, molecular function: protein binding; ubiquitin protein ligase activity. The transcript is spliced from 11 exons.